Molecule: messenger RNA, 705 nt
Organism: Chrysochloris asiatica (Cape golden mole)
Lineage: Eukaryota; Metazoa; Chordata; Mammalia; Afrosoricida; Chrysochloridae
Gene: CLIC6
Product: chloride intracellular channel 6
Exons: 6
Coding region: 73-705 (210 amino acids)
Cellular component (GO): plasma membrane
Molecular function (GO): D3 dopamine receptor binding; D2 dopamine receptor binding; D4 dopamine receptor binding
Source: RefSeq, a predicted model, not a curated record
AUAGAGCUCUUUGUCAAGGCUGGUUAUGAUGGUGAGAGUAUUGGAAAUUGCCCAUUUUCUCAGCGUCUAUUUAUGAUUCUGUGGUUAAAGGGAGUUAUAUUUAAUGUCACCACAGUGGACUUGAAAAGGAAGCCGGAGGACUUGCAGAACCUGGCCCCUGGAACCAACCCUCCUUUUAUGACUUUUGAUGGUGAAGUCAAGACAGAUGUGAAUAAGAUCGAGGAGUUCUUAGAGGAGAAAUUAGCUCCCCCGAGGUACCCUAAGCUGGGGACCCAACACCCUGAAUCUAACUCUGCAGGAAAUGAUGUGUUUGCCAAAUUCUCUGCAUUUAUAAAAAACACCAAAAAGGACACAAAUGACAUUUAUGAAAAAAACCUGCUAAAGGCACUCAAGAGGCUGGACAAUUACCUAACUAACCCUCUGCCUGAUGAAAUAGAUACCUACAAUACCGAGGACAUCGCUGUGUCUGGGAGGAAGUUUCUGGAUGGGAAUGAGCUCACCUUAGCAGACUGUAACCUCCUACCCAAGCUUCAUAUUAUUAAGAUCGUGGCCAAGAGAUAUAGAGAUUUUGAAUUUCCUCCUGAAAUGACAGGCCUCUGGAGAUACUUGAACAAUGCCUACGCUAGAGAUGAGUUCACAAACACGUGUCCAGCCGACCAGGAGAUUGUACACGCAUAUUCAGAUGUUGCAAAAAGAAUGAAGUGA